This is a messenger RNA of Jaculus jaculus (lesser Egyptian jerboa), 4428 nucleotides long. RefSeq names its product ubiquitin specific peptidase 35 (gene Usp35). NCBI's taxonomy places the organism in Eukaryota, Metazoa, Chordata, Mammalia, Rodentia, Dipodidae. The transcript is spliced from 12 exons. Bases 373 to 3447 code for a protein of 1024 amino acids. Gene Ontology annotation, cellular component: nucleus; cytosol. Gene Ontology annotation, molecular function: cysteine-type deubiquitinase activity; cysteine-type endopeptidase activity. Gene Ontology annotation, biological process: protein deubiquitination. The record is from RefSeq and is a predicted model, not a curated record.
UCUGGCUCCGCCCCGUCUCCCCGCACCUCGCCCCUCCCCCGCCUGAUCCCGCAGCCCCGCGAUCGCGCCGCAGAGUUGGACUCCCUGAGUCCAUCCGCACAGGGUUGUGCCGAACGGGGUGUGAAGAAUUGCACUUUGCAGUGGAAGCAGCAUCCCCGUCAUCUGGGACCCCUCUGUUGUGCGGGGGGAAGGGGGCGGAGAGCAGAGGACCCGCCCUGACCUAGUCCGGCCCAGCCUUGUCCAGUCUGGCUUGAGCGCCCCGCCCAGGAGCUGGCUCUGAGGUAGGGGCCCACUGAGGGCCAGGAGUUCAGUAGGCCUGGGCUGAACCCUGGACAUCUGAAACCUCUCUACCCCAAGAUGAGCUAGGCCGCCAUGGACAAGAUCCUGGAGGCCGUGGUGACUUCGUCGUACCCGGCCAGCGUGAAGCAGGAGCUGGUGCGGCGCGUGCUGGAGGCGGCGCGGCAGCCGCUGGAGCGCGAGCAGUGCCUGGCGCUGCUGGCCCUGGGCGCGCGGCUCUACGUGGGCGGCGCCGACGAGCUGCCGCGCCGCGUGGGCUGCCAGCUGCUGCACGUGGCCGGCCGCCACCACCCGGACGUGUUCGCCGAGUUCUUCAGCGCGCGCCGCGUGCUGCGCCUGCUGCAGGGCGGCGCCGGCCCGCCGGGAGCCCGCGCGCUGGCCUGCGUGCAGCUGGGCCUGCAGCUGCUGCCCGACGGCCCCGCGGCCGACGAGGUGUUCGCGCUGCUGCGGCGCGAGGUGCUGCGCGCCGUGUGCGAGCGCCCGGGCCCCGCCGCGUGCGCGCAGGUCGCCCGGCUGCUGGCGCGCCACCCGCGCUGCGUGCCCGACGGCGCGCACCGCCUGCUCUUCUGCCAGCAGCUCGUGCGCUGCCUCGGCCGCUUCCGCUGCCCGGCCGAGGGCGAGGAGGGCGCCGUGGAGUUCCUGGAGCAGGCCCAGCAGGUGAGCGGGCUCCUGGCGCAGCUGUGGCGCGCGCAGCCCGCCGCCAUCCUGCCCUGUCUCAAGGAGCUGUUUGCGGUCAUCUCGUGCACAGAAGAGGAGCCACCGUCCAGCGCCCUAGCCAGCGUGGUCCAGCACCUCCCAUUGGAGCUCAUGGAUGGUGUUGUCCGGAACCUCAGUAAUGACGACAGCGUGACAGACUCUCAGAUGCUCACUGCCAUCAGCAGGAUGAUCGACUGGGUGUCCUGGCCCCUGGGGAAGAACAUCGACCAGUGGAUCAUAGCCCUGCUGAAGGGCCUGGCGGCUGUCAAGAAGUUCAGCAUCUUGAUCGAGGUUUCCCUCUCCAAAAUUGAAAAGGUCUUUUCCAAGCUGCUGUACCCCAUCGUGCGGGGGGCUGCCAUGUCUGUCCUCAAGUACAUGCUCCUGACGUUCCAGCACUCCCACGAGGCCUUCCACCUGCUCCUUUCGCACAUCCCGCCCAUGGUGGUCGCCCUGGUCAAGGAGGACUCGAACUCCGGGACCAGCUGCCUGGAGCAGCUGGCAGAGCUGGUGCACUGUAUGGUGUUUCGGUUCCCGGGCUUCCCAGACCUGUAUGAGCCUGUCAUGGAAGCCAUCAAGGAUCUGCAUGUUCCCAAUGAGGACCGCAUCAAGCAGCUGCUGGGUCAAGAUGCCUGGACGUCACAGAAGAGUGAACUGGCCGGCUUCUACCCACGGCUCAUGGCCAAAUCAGACACGGGCAAGAUUGGCUUAAUCAACUUGGGCAACACGUGCUAUGUGAACAGCAUCCUUCAGGCCUUAUUCAUGGCUUCUGACUUUCGACACUGUGUGCUCCGGCUGACGGAGAACAACUCUCAACCCUUGAUGACCAAGCUGCAGUGGCUCUUUGCCUUCCUGGAGCACAGUCAGAGGCCUGCCAUCUCCCCAGAGAACUUCCUCUCUGCAUCCUGGACACCCUGGUUCAGUCCUGGGACCCAGCAGGACUGUUCGGAGUAUCUAAAGUACCUGCUGGAUCGGCUGCACGAAGAGGAGAAGACCGGGGCAAGGAUCUGUCAGAAGCUCAAGCAGUCCAGCACACCCUCUCCCUCCGAGGAGCCCCCUAGCCCCAGUGCCACGUCGGUGGAGAAAAUGUUCGGAGGCAAGAUCGUGACUCGAAUAUGCUGCCUCCAGUGCCUCAACGUGUCCUCCCGCGAGGAGGCCUUCACGGACCUCUCUCUGGCCUUCCCGCCCCCCGAGCGCUGUCGCCGCCGCCGCCUGGGCUCCGUCAUGCUGCCCGCCCAGGAUGUCGGAGUCCAGGAGCUCCCGGCGGCGGCCGCUCCUGCCCAGGUUCCCGGCCAGGCGGGGCCUCGGAGGCAAAGGAAACACUGCAUCACAGGGGAGGCGCCCCGCGCUGUGCUGGACGCGGGAGGCCUGCCUUCCACUGGGGCUGGGGAGCAGACCGGCCAGGAGGAGAAGGUGGAGAGGGAGCAAUCGGGAAAGGAGGAGGAGGAGGCGGCGGAGGCGGAAAAGGAAGGGGAAGAUGAAGAAGGAACGAGGGAAAAGGAGAACGCUGAGAAAGAGGAGAGAGAAGAGAAGGAGAAAGACAAGAAGGAAGAAGAGAAGGAGAAAGACAAGAAGGAAGAAGAAAAGGAGAAGGAGGAGGACAGCCUGAGACCAGGGACCCAUAGGGACGCGGCCACUUCCUCCAGGGAGCCGGUGUUUGGCCCAGAGGGCUCUCGCUCUGUCCUGGACCUGGUCAACUACUUUCUGUCCCCCGAGAAGCUGACAGCGGAAAACCGCUACUACUGCGAGUCGUGUGCCUCCCUGCAGGAUGCAGAGAAGGUGGUGGAGCUGAGCCAGGGGCCACGCUACCUCAUCCUCACGCUGCUUCGCUUCUCCUUCGACCUGCGCACCAUGCGGCGCCGCAAGAUCCUCGACGACGUCACCAUCCCCCUGCUCCUGCGCCUGCCGCUGGCGGGGGGCCGGGGCCAGGCCUAUGACCUCUGCAGCGUGGUGGUGCACUCCGGAGUGUCCUCGGAGAGCGGCCACUACUACUGCUAUGCCCGCGAGGGCGCCGCCCGGCUGGCCCCAGCUCUGGGAGCCACUGACAGGCCGGAGCCCGAGAACCAGUGGUACCUGUUUAAUGACACCCGGGUGUCCUUCUCCUCCUUCGAGUCGGUCAGCAACGUCACCUCCUUCUUCCCCAAGGACACAGCCUAUGUGCUGUUCUAUCGCCAGCGCCCCAGAGAGGGGCUGGAGGCCGAGCCGGGCUCUCCCCGGCUCCGAGCGGAGCCCACCCUCCACAAGGACCUGAUGGAGGCCAUUUCCAAAGACAACGUGCUCUACCUGCAGGAGCAGGAGAAGGAGGCCCGGAGCAGGGCAGCCUAUAUCUCUGCACUCCCGGCCUCUCCACACUGGGGGAGGGGCUUCGAUGAAGACAAGGAUGAGGAUGAAGGCUCUCCUGGGGGCUGCAACCCUGCAGGUGGCAAUGGUGGUGAUUUCCACAGACUGGUCUUCUAACAGGAGCACCCACCUCCAACCUGCUUCCACCUGUGGUUGUACCAUGGCCAACGUGGGAGGGGCCAGGUGGGAGUCCAGGGCGCCAGCAAAGCACUCUGCUGUCAGUUGGGGUCUGAGGGUUACGGAGGCAGGGCCAGGGUGAAGUAGGCCCUUCUGAGAGUGAAAAAGAUGAAGAGGGAACACCUGGGAUGUUGGGCAGCAGCCAAAAGGGCCAAGCGAAGCCCAGAUGGAGGCGAGAACCAGGCCCUGGCACCGGCAUCUGUCCCUAAGAUUUUACGCUCAAGUGUCCUGAUAACUUGGAUGGGCCACCCCUGGGCUUUGCCUCCCCACAGGUCCAUCUUGGAGAGCCCAGCUGGCUCAGGAACCAGGGUGAUGCCUACCCAGCAUCCUGAGUCCAGUAGAAGUUCUUUUCGGUACUUUUCACCAAGCUUUUGCUUGAUAGGAGAAAAAAAAAUAAAAGCACAGCGAGAAUCAAGCCCCUUGCACCUGUUAAGGGGGCUCUGUGUUACCUCUGCCUGCUCUUGUUUCUUUGAGGGCAUUUUGGAGGCAAGGUAUGUGGAUGCCUUCCGGGGUCUGCAUUUUUGAGGCAUGUUUGUGGGAAGCAGUGUGGCAGAGAUCAGAGACAUUGAUCUUUCCUGUUCCAUUCCCUUGCCUGUCCCUUCCUCUACUCCAAGCAAUGCUAAACGGUGGGAGGAGAGCCCAGGCCCCAACCCUCCCCAGCCUGCCUCAGUGCCUGAGAUGCCUCCAUUGCAUCCCUUUCUGGUUAAGGUCCAGAGUCCUUAUUUUAUUGCAAAGACAGUCUUGUCAGGAAGCCAUUGCCAUUUGAGGAAGCUGGCUGGCUUGGCUCCUCGGAUGGCUGUGUGGGGGCUGGGGAGGGGGUGAACUAUGGAGUGCAAAAAACCUCAUUGUCAUAGCUACGUCCUCUUCUCAGUGGAGGAGAGACCAAUGUUCUUAAGCAGAAAUAAAAUUCUGUGAUCUGAA